AUGGAGCUGUACCUCAGUGCCUGCUCCAAGGCUGCUGACGCCGCUGCCACCAAGGUUUCUGCCAGUGGCCUGGCUGCGGACAGCCAGCUAUGUGGAGAUGGAGCGCACAAAACCCACUUUCCAGGGGUCGGAGCAGCUCAACUACUGGAUCUACCUCUUGGGGUCAAGCUGCCUGUGAUCCCAGGAAGCAACACUGUAUUCUACACUACGAGUUUAAGUGAAAGGCUUUUUCGACCUUCUUAUGAUUUUAACCUGACUGAUCCUUAUUGUAGACUUCUUGAAAACCAAUAUAAAAGUCUUCAUGAUCCACAUUUAAGAGAAUACUAUAAACGUAAAGAUAUCCUGAGAAGGUUAAAGAAAGGUGGCUACAUCACCAGCAAUAAUAAAAUUGUUUGUUCCUUGAAAGAAUGGAAUAAGUAUAGGCAAUAUCUUACCAGUUUAAAAAUAGACUUUGAAAGAAACUAUGCAAGAGAGCAAAAAAUGCUUUCAAAAAGAAUAAAUAAACUGCAGGAAAAUAAUCACAUUCCUGAACAUUUUGAUGUUGCACAGUUCCAAAAUUGGUUGUUACAAGAAGGUACCCAUUCAUUUAAGGACCAAGAACUGUUAAUAAGGCACAGAUAUUUGGAUAUGAUACGUAGGGAAUUAGAACUACUUGAACACACAGCAGAAGAGCAACGCCUUCUCCAGAGGGCUAAAGAAGAAAGACUACAGCGGGAACAAACUAGAAGAAAACUUAAUCUUCGUAGAAAAAUCGAAGAGGAGUGGAAGGAAAAAGAAAUGUUGCUUCUAACAAAGAUUGGUGAAGAUGUUAAAAGAGAAGCUAGAAUUGAAGAACAACGGCGAAGAAACAGAGAAGAGAGUGACAGGAAGAAGCAAGCCCUUCUAGAGAAAAAAAUGGCCUAUCAUUUACAAAAAAUGCAAGAGAUUGGAGAUAGUGAAGAAAUGGAAAAAAAUUCAUUUGAAUGCAAAGGACAAGAAGGAACAUAUUGUGAAUCUUCUUCUCCAAAGAAAAAGAAGAGUUAUGAUGAUGGAAAGUCACUUUUUGCUGCAUUUACAGAAGUAAAUGGAAAUUCAAGAAACAAUAUUUACCAAUCUCCUAGUAGCACAAAGAAUGCUGUCAAAAAAUCAACAACUUCAGUCACUGACCAGCUAGAAGUACAGGAUUAUGGUAUAGAACAAAAGAAUGAUGGAGUGGUAGCCAAAGAAUCAAGGAAUUUUGAUGAUAGAGGAGCUAUAAACAUUUCAGUUAAAGGUUCAGUUGUUGCAGCUCAAAAUGCACCAACAAGAAAGUUUUCAAAAUCUUCACAGGCUGCUCCAGAUGCAGACAGAAUGAAUGAGAAAGAAAUAAAUGCUGAUUUGAAUGAAAGAUCAGCCCGGGGACCUUACCGCUCUGAAUCAGGACCUCAGGCUCAUACUACAUCCCAAGGUAUUUUCUCUUCUCGUGUUUUGUCAAAUACACAGCAGAAUCUUCUACAAAAUUGCUUGCACGAAAAAGUAACUUCUGAAGAACUGUAUACUAUAAUUCAGAAUAUAAUGACCUGGGUUGUGGCUACAGUGACUAGUAUAUUGUACCCUGCUAUCACAAAGUAUGAAGAAAGGCUGAGAAACAAUACAUACCCAGUGUCUGAAGACUCUGUUCUCUCUUCAGAUAGUUCAAGUUUCUGUAGUACUUGCAGUGAAGGGUUUGCCUAUGGAAGUUAUACAUCUGCUACAAUGAAAACUAAUCAAACAGAGCCCUAUACAUUUACAACUGAAAUGUCAGUAAGGCAACAAAGUAGGCUUUUAAAUCCUCCGCCUGCUCAUAUGGAAAGAGCAGGUAUGGAAAAAACAUAUCACAGGAAAGGACAGUCUGUAGCCUCUGAACUUAAAUAUAACCAGUCCACAAUGAUAUAUGAAUACCCCAAACUUAGAAAUUGUAAAUCUGAUAGUCACCUUUUGGCAUCAUCUGAAACAAAUACUAGAAUAUCUAAGGAUGCUACAACUGAAACAGAUAACCUAGAGAUUUCUGAUAAAAAAUCAAAAGCCAUAAAUGAGAUGAAGAAUGUAAAGAAUGUUUUUGUUAAUUUUAAAUGUCACUUAAAAGGGGAAACUGAAAUGAUUUUAGAAAGCAUUUUCCAAGAAAUCAUGUCUGAUUUAACACAGACUAUACCCUCUCUUUCUUCUGUUACCGCUGAAGUUUUUGUUGACCAAUGUGAAACUGACAAAAGAGACUUGCUCUCCGAUGUUGACAUCUGUUCAGUAGCUGCUGAGAUCGUGGAAAAUAUGCUUGAGAAGCUACAAUCUGCAGUUGAAAAAAAAUGUGCUGAAAUGUUUUCACAAGAAGACUUGUCAACCCACAUUAAACCAAACGAAACCAAUGAAGAAUAUUUUACUUCAUCAGAUAAAAAACCUCUAGAAGCUUCACUGCCUUGUUAUUUGGAACCCAUGUGUGAUAUUGCAGAAGAUAUGGUACAUGCCAUUUUAGAAAAGCUGAUGACUCUUGCACCUUGUAAACAACCUCAUCUUGAAGACAAAGCUGAGGUUUCCUAUCAGCAACAUAUAAUAGAUCCAAGAGAUGACAAAAAGAAAUCCAGUGCAGAGCCUGAUACAGCCAAUUUAAUCGCCAAAGAAGAAAUACAAAAUUUAAUUUCAAAUAUUUUUUCCCAGUCCUCUUUGGUUGGUUAUAUAGAGGAAGCAAUCAGCACUAUUCUAAGUUAUAUACAAACUGAGCUUAAUAACGAAAGACUUGUUGCAUCUGAAGAAACAGUGGAACUCCUUCAGCUCCUCGAUGAUAUAUUCACUCAGCUCCACCCAGAGUCAGUAAAAACAGGUGUUCAAAAGAAUAAACGCUCCAGACAAAGCACUAUUCUUAAAACUGACAAAAAGUACAGAGUCACUGAUACUAGAUUAUCUAAUGGCCAUAGAGCUAGACCAUUUUCACCCAUCAAUGUUCCUGGCAUGGUUCUUUAUCCUGAAGAUGAUAAUGAAGAAAUAGACAAAAUUGUAAAAAAGGUGCUUGAUACAUCUUUCAAUGAUGAAAAGGCAAAGUUACAAGAACACAUUCCUGAUCAUUCACCUACAAAGGGAAACACAUGUUUUGAAUGUAAGACAAAUACCAAACUACCUAUAAAGCCUGAUUUCAGAUGCAAAGUUGAAUAUGGUGAUAGGGGAUUAAAGACUCACCUACCAAAUUGUAAAAAUGAGAAUCUGUUAAAGGGCAAAUCAUGUUUGAAUAAAGACAGUUUGAUUUUCAGCCAAUAUCAAAAACAUCAAAUACAAAAGGCUUCAGAAAAGAUAGUGAAAAGUAUUCUAACAGAAAUGUUCAAGGACAUAUCUUUAUUUCCUCCUGGUCACUUAGACAGUAAAAAUGAAAAAACAGUUUCAUUUCUUGCUUCAGGAAAACCUGAAGAACUGUCACAUCAAGAAUGGGUCGACCAGAUGUUCUCUGUGUCAGAAAUCAGUACAGUGACUCAAGAGAUAACAGAUGCUGUGUUAAAUAUACUUUAUAAUGCUUCAAGCUACAUUACCAAUACCCCUGAUGGUUCUGUUUCACUAUCAGUUCAUCAAACUUCUCUAGACAGUUCUGACACUCCCCACAUGGCCAAAAAAUCACCAAAUAAAAAGUCACUAAAAAUAUGGUUUGAGAGUGAAAAGAAAAUGAAAUAUUUAUCAUCAAUCAACAUAGAUCCUUCAAAGGCUUCCUGGUUAGAAUCUGGGGAAAGUGGUCCUGAAUCUGUAGAUGGCAUUAAUGAUAAAAUUAUUAAUACAGUUUUUAAAAAACUACAGUUAUUUGUUCGUCCAAAAUUACAAAUGAGCAUCAAGCCUUCACUUACCAGGAAAGUUUCAUUACGAUCUCAACUCAGUGCUUAUACAACUAAAGUGGUAAACAUUGUUUUGCAUGCUAUACAAAAUGAACUAGAACUGAAUAAGAAAAACUUAAAUCUAAGGAAGGUAGACACUACCUUUUUUACUGACACUGAGAAGAAAUUUAAAUCUCUGGCCCCCAAUAUCAAUGAUGACAUAACUGAAAGUCCCUUAGUAGCUUGUAUUUUCAAUAUGAUAUCAAAUCAGAAUGCAGCUCAAAGCACUAUUCCACUCCCUAGAGCUAAACCAAGACCUGAAAUCUCAUAUAGAUCUGACAACAUUGAUAAACAAAGUAGGAAGGAUAAAAAAUGUAUUUUCUCUCAUCUUCCAACUGUGCAUGAUGAAAUUCCCCCUGAAAUUCACAAAUGUUUAGAUAUCCCAAGUACUCCCCAUAGUGUCUUUCAUGGAAAGGAUCUCAAAGAAAAUGAUAGGUUACAAGUGUUAGAUAGCAUUGGGGAAACCUUAUACGAAAUGUUAUGCAAUGUCAUAGGAGCCCAUUCUCACUCUUACCAAUCAUGUAAUAAGAAAAACAGAGAAAAGGCUAAUGAGAGUCAGCAAGCUGCCACUAAUUUGCAGUCUAAUAUUCAGCUAAUUUCCAAGACAAUUUUGGAAUACAUCCUUGCAAAAUUAUGUAGUGUUGACACAGACAGUAAGUUCGCAAGUUCUGGAUUUAAAGCUAUCUCAGAGCAUGAUAUUGACAGUUUAUCAUUUGCUUCAAUUAUUGAGGAAAUGGCCAAAUGUACUGGCAUAAUCUCUGAUUUUGUCUCCAGGCUAAUUAAGAAAAGUAAUAAAGAGAUGCCUAACAACAGGGCAAAAACUACUGUGGCUUCUAAAACAGGGGUCAUAAGAGACAUGUAUCCAAAGAAACUGAAAGCUGUUGCUUCAGAUAUCCUUAACAUGGUUUUUGAUAAAUUGGAAGGAUUUGCCAAUGGAAAUUUAGAAACUCUGGGAACUAUAAAUGAUGGAAAUAAAAGUAGCAAUGAAAUGGAUAGGAAAUGUGAGGAUACAUGUAUUUUCACAGACACACACCAAGAGCUAUUGCAAUCUGCAUUAUAUUUGCAUGCAAAGAAGUUAUCAAGUGCUUUGUUGAAGGCUAUUCAAACUGAAUUAAAUAUGAACUCAUCAGAUUGGAGAACAAGUGUAAAGAGCCCACCACUUGAGAAACAAAUAAUAACAGAAACAGUCAAUUCAAUUUUAGAUUCUGUAUCCUCAGAUAUUUUUAAUGAAAUGGAAUCUGAAGAGAGAGGUAUUGAAACUUAUCGAUACAGGCCAACCUAUGGCAAUCUUCUUCCUGGAGGAGCUGAAUCCGAUUCAUUUCUAGAAGAUGCACAUACAGAGAAAGAAUUCACUGGAACGAGAACACCACCAAAAGAAGAGACUAAAUCAGAAUCUCUUAAACAAUGGGCUCUAGAAAAAGCCUUAAAUAAAAUUGAAGUGGAACUCAAAGAACCACAGAAAUCUCCAGUUGUGCCAAUUAUAAAAAAUAUUUUGAAUGAAAUUUUUCAAAAUGCUUUUGUCAGUCAAUUAAAUGUGCUUUUUUCCUCUCAGUCUUAUUUAAGUAGUAUCAUGAAUGAUGUUGAUGAACCAGUUUGCCAAACUGCUGUUCAGUCAGUAGAUAAAAUGAUGGGCCCUUUGGUAUCUGAAGCAGAUGUAACGAUUGUUGCUGAUGAUGUUAUCAGAAUCAUAUUUCAUAAACUAUAUUUAGCUGCCAUGUCAGAGAGAACUUCAAGUAGAAAUAGGUAUAAAACUAUUACCUUUUCAGCAAACGUUUCUUUCCGUGAACACACGAGUGGAGGAAAGACCUCUGUUACUGUGCUGGACAGAAAUCCAUGUACUCUUCAGUCUGGGUUCAGUGCUGAUAAGUACUCAGAAGUAAAUGUAGUUGAAGAUAUUGUACAGACAGUAUUAACAAAUUUAGAAAUUUUUGCUACUUCCAAAGUAAAAUCUAUUUUUUGUCCUCAACUCAGUUUUACAGUUCCACUGACUUUACCUAUUCAACAAGAUAAGAGUGCAUUAAAAAAAGUGUCAUCAACCAAAGAUCCAAAUUCUGAUGAUACAGUUUUCUGUUCCUCAGUGGACCAUUUGUCAGUAAAACCAAACUCUACAUGUCAAUUGCCUUUGUCUAAAUUGAAUACUUAUGCAACAGAAGUGGCUAGAAAGAUUUUACAAGGCAUCAAACAUAAAUUAGAUAAAGAAAUGGAAAGUCCCAUCUUAACUCAUAACAUUGUAGUUUCUGAAAAGAUUGCAAGUCAAGUUGUUAAUACAGUGUUAGAUAUAGUGUCUUCUAAAGACAAGUGUGAAAAAAUCUAUUCUAACAAAAAGAUUGAUUCAGAUCAGCAAGAAGGUAUUAUUGAAAAGUUACUCAAUAAGAGUGCAUAUCGAAAAACACUUAAAUUCCAAAUACAGGAUACCAUAGAAAAUAUAUUGUGUGACAUUUAUGAAAAAACAGUGGAUCAAAACAAUCUUCCACUUGCAAUCUCUACUCUGAAAUGCACUAUAGAUGGUAAAAAUUCAGAAUUAAAUUCUGAAAUGUUCUCUGAGGCUUCAAAUAAAGUUAUUCCAAAACUUUCAGUUCCUAAAUCAGAUGUUGUUAUGGUGUCUAAUGAUAUGGUGGAUAUUGUCCUUCAUAAUCUCAAUUCUGCUGUUAUGAUUGUCAUAAAUGCAAAGGCUUCUACUUCUGCAAGAUUGCCCCUAACCUUUUUUUCAAAAGCAGAGUGUCAACAACCUAUUUUUAUGAACUGUAAAAGUGAAGGAAAUACAGAAAGUUUUGCAUUUUCAGGACAUCUGAAAUCAUCUUAUGAUGCUGAUAAUCACAUAUCUGUAGUAGAGAAAGAAGAUAGCAUGAAACUUGUUCCUGACCCAUGUACAGAAAAUGCUAACUUCAUUACUAAAACUAUUUUCAAUAAGUUGGAAUCAUUUGCCACAGAGAGAAUGGAUUCCUUAAUUACUCUUGCUUUCCAAACUAAAGAAAAGUUAUUUGUUAAUCCAGAAUUGGAAAACUGUAAACAAGAUGACAGAUUCUUUUACGAAUCGGGUGGAACUAGUUUUAGCCAACAGUUCACAGAUUCCACUUUUGCCAGUUACAGAGAAAAACUUGGAUCCACAAUUCAUCUCUCACAAGCUAGUCUUAUGGAAUAUGCUGACAUGAUUGCCAGUGCCAUUUUAAAGCUGAUUAAAAAUGACUUAGAUCUAGAAAUUCAAAGGAUGUGUUCAUAUUCAGACAACAUUUUAUUGCAAGAAAACAUUAUUGUAAGUGAAACUGUCAACAAUAUCUUAAAGAUCUUAUAUGAUAAAAGAUCAGCAAAGGAACUUAGUUUUUCCUCACAACAGAAGACUAACUUGUUUUCACAACUAACUAUAACAAAUGAAACCUUGGAGGAACAAAAACAGAAGGAAAAUUAUUCUGAACCAUCUCUGUGUUCAAAUUAUCCCUCAGAAAAAAAGCAAAUUCCAUCAGAAAAGGAAAACCAGAAAGUGGUUUUAGAAGAAUUAUUUAUGAGAAAUGAAGAACUAAAGCCGAAAGAAAAAGCUGCGUUGAUCAGUGCCGUAGCAGACGUUUUAAAUGCAGUAUCUGAAAGAGUAAUGAAAGUCACAGACCAUCUAUAUCCACUUAAUUUUGUGUCUAAUUCUAAAAUUAAAAUGACAGACAUGACAGGAAAAAACAAUUUCCAAUCACAUGUUAACAGUGUAACAACUAACAUAGUUGAAAAUGUCUUGGAGAAAAUGUACUCUGUAGUUGUGAACUGCAUAAAUGAAAAGAUGAAAAGGAGAGAAGGAGAAGCAUCUGACAACAGUGAUGUGUUGCCAGUGAAAUCACCAUGCGUUAGGAACACUAAACAAGUAGGAAAAGGAAAGGAUCCCCCGAGAUAUGUGAUACCACAGACUUACCCUUACGCAAGCAUGGGAAACACAUUUUUGCAAUAUACUCCAUUGCAAGUGGGAGAAGAUUUAGUUCAAAUGGUUCUGAGUAAGAUAAAAAAUUUUACCUCAUUGCAUCUAGAAGAUAACUCAUACACUGAAUGUGGCUCUGAUGAUUUACAAUCUCAAAAAUUACAAAAAGUCAAUCCUAAAGGCAGUCCUAAACCAAGUCUUAAAGCAAAUUUAAAAGCAAGAUCAAAAAUUACCUCUUUACCUAAGUAUAGAACAAAACCACACCAAGUACCCAGUGGUUCGAAGGUGAAGAAUAAGAUGAAGUUUUGUCCUUCAAGAAGCAGCCUGUCCAAGACUGCCAUUGGUCUGCCACACAUACUAUCAACAGGUGAUGCCAAAAACAUACUGGAAAACAAAUUACCCAUUUCAGAGCUAAAAAUCUAUUCCAAAAACAUAGUAAGUAUUAUUCUGGAAACAAUUAUGAAAGAAUUUGAAAAGAUGAAGCAAAAUCAAGCACUAGCAAAUAUAAAAGUAUUACCAUCUGAUCAAGUCAUGGCAGCAGGUGAAAUAGUUAAUACAGUUUUGCAAGGAUUGCAUGCUCCAAAUCACUACAAUUUGGUUCAUCCUAUCAAAUUCUCACAUCUUGAUGAUCUCAAACUUUUACAAGAGAAUAGAGGUUCAGGGUCCUUUGCCAAACCACAAGCAUGCUUUUUCUUAGAGAAUGUGACCUCACAGCUAGAACAAAUAUUUCCUAAAGAAGGAAUAUUUAAAAAAAUGUUUGAUAAGUGGCAGGUCGAAUCAAAUGACAUAGAUAAUGAAAGACAUAAGCUAUUGGUGAUAGUUGAGAAUUUUUUAACUGAAAUUUCAAUAAAAGCAAAAGAUUUAGAAUAUUCUCUUUCACUUUUAAAUUUGCCACAUAUUGAGGCUUGUGAAAGCAGAUUCUUUAGUCAUUUUAAGGGAGUGUCCACUAGAACUGAAGAUUCCAAAGUACAGAUUAAUAGGUUUGGAAAGGAAAUUGUUGAAAUGCUGUUUGAAAAAUUACAAGUGUGUUUCUUGGCCCACAUGGUCACUGCAGAUAGUAAAGAAUCUCCAGCAAGCAGGAAACACAUUCAUGCUAAGACUAGAUAUAGUUCUUCAACAAGACACAACCUCGGCAACGUAUCAAUCUGUGACACCAUGCCUGAAAAUCAAAUUUCUUUGAGCACUAGCAACCGAAUUAUUCGAGAGAUUGUCGAAAGAGUUUUGAACAUGUUAGAAUCCUUUGUGGACUUACAGUUUAAACAUAUCUCUAAAUAUGAAUUUUCUGAAAUAGUGAAAAUGCCUGUAGAAAGCUUUUUCCCUAUUCAACAGAGAUCAUUAAGCAAAAAGCUGUUGCCAAAAUUACAACCACUGAAAAAAUUUUCUGAUGAAUCCAAACCAAAUACUAUUGUUUCAAAGGAAAAUGUAGAGAAUAUUUUUCUACAGGUCCAUUCAUUCCACUCAGACUUGCUUACAUAUGCGGCUAACAUUGUCAGUGAUAUGCUUUGUACAAUCAAGAGCAAGCUAGACAAAGAAAUAAGCCAAGUGGAACCACCUUCAGGUAACGUUUUGAAAGAAAACAUCAUGGCAAGUGAAAUCAUUGGCACACUGAUAAGUCAGUGUACUCAUUUCAGUGAGUCUUUAAUUGAAAAUCUUCCAACGGAAAGUUUGUUGCAAGGAGUUGAAAAUGUCUACAUUGUUAACCAGGUUGAAUUAUCAAGUAAUAUGAAAAUUCCCACAUCAAAAUUAAGGGAAACUAGUUUCAGGAAUAACACUCCACAAGUCAGUGCACUUGAUUCGGUGCUUUAUUCAAAGGAAGAUAAGAAAAAACAGUACAGGGCUUCAUUAAAUUCACCAUCGUAUGUCAGAUUUGUAGGAAAUACAUCUAAAAGUUCACAGCUAAUGGGAAGUCCUGAUUCAGAAGCUAUGCUAUCAUGCUCUAAAAACAAAGAACAAGGCCAAAGCUCAAGGAAAUCUAACUCUGGCCAUUUUGAUGAAGCCGUGAAAGGAAAUAACAACACUGUCCCUGAAGGCAGUGUCCUACAAAAACUGUUUAAUAAAGCAAAUGAGUCUACAGAGACAGCAUUAAAGCAAGCCAUGUCUUUUAUAGAAAUGGGGAAAGGCGAAAAACAAAGAGUAUUUCAUUAUGGAACUCUACAACCAGUUGUGGAACCAACACAAAUUCAGACAACUGUUUCUCCACUAAAAAUAUGUUUAGCUGCAGAAAAUAUUGUCAAUACUGUCCUGUCAAGCUAUGGCUUUACAAACCAGCUACCCACUGAUGAAAGCAUGGAAACAAUGAAGCCAUUUUUCAUAUCUCAGCAAAGCCCUUUGUCUAUAAUAUAUGAGGAAGAAAAGAAUGAGAAGAAAAGUUUGCCUAGAGUGUGGGAUAAAAAGUUAAGUUACACAGAGGAAGAAAGAUACAAAAACUCUGAAGUUAGUGGAGGAGAUUUUCCUUUGUUGCAGAAAUUGAAAGAAAGACCCCUAGAGAUAAAGGAAACAAAGACUCUGAAAGAAGUUAAAGUCAUUGCUUUUGCUGAUCAUGAACUUGGUCCAAAUGAAAUUUAUUUGUUAGCAAGACACGUCACCAGAUCUGUGGUCACACAUUUCAAGAACUCUGAAACUAGAGUUUGCAGCAAUGAAAAUCUUAUCGUUUCUACAUCAUCAAGGAAAAAAUAUGGAUCAAAACAGCCUCUAAAAACCAUACACAAUAAUUAUUCACUUAAUCAAUUAUGUGAGCAUCUCACUGAGUUGGUCAUCUACCAUAUAAUUUCAAGAAUUUUUGAUGACAUCAAAGAAGACAGAGAAAAUGUGAAUGAAUUGGAAAGUCAAGAUGCAACAUUUAGUAAGAUUAUUUCAAUUCAUUCUGAAGUAUUUGAGAGUAGGUCAAUUUCUAUUAGUGAAGUUGCUUUAAGCAUUUCUGAAAUGAUUAUUCAAAUUCUUUAUAACAAUAACAUUAUAAUGGCUGACAUUGCACAGCAAAUUACUUCUAUGAAAAUAAAAUACAUUUACUGCUCAGAAGUAACGUCUGCUGACUUUGAUGAUAUCUUUCAGGAUCUCUUAAUAGGAGUGAUUCAUAUACUGUCCAAAAAAAUAGGAAUAAAUCAUUGCCUUGAGACAAAUGGAAGAAACAAAUCAUAUUCCAUGCUUAAAAGUCCAAGAGUGCCCACCUGCAACAAAAUCAAUGCCAUGGAAAGACAGACAGAUACCAGAGACUCAAGAUCAUCUACUCAUAAAAUCAAUCAAAUCACUCAAAAAAAUAAAUUAAAUUAUCUAGCAAGUAAGUUAGAUAGUUUGGUUGGUAACUUAAAAACUCAUGAAUCCAAAGAAGUAGUGAAUAAAGUUUUUGAUAUUGUUUUGGAUGUAUUUUUGCCAGAUGAAUGUCCAGAUGUAGCUCUCGAUUCUGGUAAAAUAUCAAGGACAUUUUUUCCAUCCUCAUGUAAUCAGGAAGAUAACAGCACAAAUGGAAAUAACCUAGGGCUCUCACCAAAGUCAGUUUUUCUUCUGAAUGUCGUCUGUGAGAAACUUAUUAGAACACUUUUGGAAAAAUACACAAGCACUGGCUGCCUUGAUAAUGAUGGCACUCUUUCUAAUGAAAUAGCAGAAAAACAUCAACUUUUUAAAAACAUAGAAUAUGAAAAAUUUGAUUAUUGCAAACAAACAUUGGACUAUCAACCAUUUCAAGAAGAUUUCAUGCCAGAUCUUAUGGAAAUUUGGGCAGGAAUAGAUCAAGACUUACUGUCAUCAGACUUUCUGCUUACUACUAUUUCACACAGGUUGGUUAAAUCAUUGAUGGAAAAACUAUCACACAGCAAUCAACAUACCUCUGAAAGUCCACCUUUUGCAGACAAGCAUUUGAAAGUCAAGUGUCCAGAAUUCACAGAAUUCCAACCUGAUCAAAAAUCUUUAGGAUUUAUGAGUUUUGAUAGUAAUCCUUUGAAAGGAUCCAUGAAUAAUCCCAGAAGAGUUCGAUCCAAAAUACAAGCACCAUUUGGCAAGACAUUUUCAGUAAAAUCAUCUGUGUCUACUUUUAGAGAGCAUGGAGCAAAGCAAAUGAACACAACAGUCAUCAAUAGCAUGCUUCAUCCAGGAGGCAUGAAUACAGGGGUUUAUUCUGCCACCUUUUUGGAGGAAAUAAUUUCAGAACUAUUUUUCAAUCUCUCUACCUCACUGUGGGGCAAAAAUGAAAACAUCAACGAGGCCUGGCUUAAUGACAUAAAUACAUUAUUUGUCAAUUCUGUGGUGAAUGAGUUUAAUAAUUCACAGGUCACUGUUUUACGGAAUGCUGAAGAAAAAUUGUGUUUUCCACCAGUUCAUAAACAAACUAUUAGUAAGAUUGUUGACUCAGUUUAUAAUGAUGUCUUACAGCACUAUACAUUGAAAUUAACCUCUAGUAAUAACCCAAAAUAUGACAAUACCUCAGUAGCAGAAAAAAUAACUAAUGGCAUACUGCUUGAGAUUUUAGACUACCAACUUCCGUCUAACUUCAAGGGGGUGCUCAUACCUAAUACAUAUUACCCACUCAAAGCUGAAAUUAUACUGCAAAAACUUCAAAAAAACCUGAGAGAAUUUACUUCCCAAGCCAGGUUUUCAGCAGGCUACAGCACCAUGUUGUCACACUCAUUUUUAGAAGAUGUUAUCAGAAGGCUCUUAUAUCAGCUCAUGCCUCCACCCAGUGAGUCUUCCUCGUUGGGAAAGAAAUGCUCACUGAGUUCAAAUUUUAAUGAAAUGUCUACAUGUAUAGUAAAUAAGGUUAUAUCAGUCAUUUCAAAACAUAAAAUUUGGCUUACCAUAUAUGAUAAUUACUAUUUAUAUACAGGGAAAAACCUACAAAAGAUGGUGGAUUCUGUUUAUAGCAAUAUUUUGCAAAUGUCGGACUCUGUUGUUUCAAUACAGAAAAGUAUAAUAAAUCAAAGCCCAAUUAUAGCUGACCAAAUAGCCAGCUGUAUUAUCCAAGAAAUUAUUGAAAGUCAUCUUCAACCAUUUGUGUGUGGAGAGAGUUUACUGCGUCCUAAGACUCCAGUAGAUGAAAUAUCUAAAAUGAUUAAAUAUGUUCUCAGUGAUGUUACAAACUCACAUAGAUGGCCAAAGUCAUCAUCCUUAGGUGUUUACCCUGCCACGUUUGUAGGAGAAAUUGUUGCCAGACUUUUAUCUAAGAUUUUUAUUCCAAAGGCUCUUACCAAAAUUGAGCUGGAAAAAAUGACCCAAAAAAUAAUAAACUCAAUAAAUAACCAUUUUGACAAAACAAAAAUUCACACUCCUUUUGAUGACGACAAAGAGAAAUCUUACCCUUCUAUAGAUAUAGAUAUUGUGGAUAAACUGGUCACCUCAGUUUAUAGAAAUGUGUUAAAGCAGUAUGGUGCAUAUCCUGAAAUUGUUAAAGAGUCUAAAGACAGUGAUAUCUUUGUGGAAAACAUUACCAAUUUAAUUGUAGGAGCUAUUUUAGAUUACCUCCUUCACCCAUUGUUUUCUGGAAAUUUACCAGGGUCUUCUUAUUCUAACUCAAAGACAGAAAAUAUUGUUCAGGACAUCCUCAGUAACAUCAGUAAAUCUACCAAUCCAAGUCAGCAUUUAUCUCCAUAUAACACCUUGCUUUCAUACACAUUUUUAGAGGAUAUGAUCAGAGUUCUAUUAUCUAGAAUCUUUCCUUCCACAUCUAGCAUGGCUCCAAACAUAGAAACCCCAAAAGAUAAAUCAGGAAAAAACUUCAAUGAAAUUGCUUCUAAACUAAUCAGUGAUAUUAGGAUGAAAAUUUCCCAACAUGAAAUUAGAUUUUCAAAAGAUGAAGAAGAAUCUAAGUGUAUUUAUUCAGAGGAUGAUGUUCAGCAUCUUGUUGACUCAGUAUUCCAAAAUAUUUUGCAAAACUCUGGAUCUCAAGAAUCAAUUGAGCAAAAGCUCACAAACACAAAUGAUGCUCUUAUUGAUAGAAUAGCAGGUUUUAUCAUCAAAUAUAUCUGUCAGCAACAUCUUCAGCCAUUUGUAAAGGGGACGUUAUUAACAUCUUCAUCAUACACAUAUUUUGAUGAUGAAAGAAGGCAGUUGUUUUAUGCCAGUGUUUAUUCCUCAUACUUUUUGGAAGAUGUGGUCUCUGGAGUUUUAAGCAAAAUAUUCCACAGGUUGUUAGGAAUUGUGCAAAAAAAAUCAGUAAACGAUUUAGAAGAUGACCUGCUAGAAACAGCUGAAAAAUUAAUACAUUUGAUAACAGCGGAAUUCUCCAAAGCCCAGGUUAGCACCCUUGAAAAUGCUGAGAAUCAGUUGGGUUUGCCUCCAGUAGAGAGAGAGAUAGUCAUAAAAAUCAUUGACAUAGUAUACAGCAAAUUUGUACAAGAUUAUGAAAGUGAAAUAAUGUCUAAUAAAGAUUUUCUAAAUGACACAAAGGCAUUGGCUGCAAGAGUAACUAAAAUCAUCCUGGCUGAAAUUUUGGAAUUUCAGAUUCACCCAGAUUUUAUAGCAAAACUGCCUCAUAAAUCACUUUCCGAACUCAGUGCUGAAGUUUUGAUAAAUAGAGUUAAAUAUGAUAUUAGUAAAUCAUGUCUUCGAAGGCAAGCUUCAGCAGCAUAUACUACUAUGCUAUCACAUACUCAUUUGGAAAAAGUAGUGACUCAGCUUAUGUCUCAGAUAGGCCCAUUGGCCUGCAAUAUAGAGAAUGGAGAUACUACUCAAUCAGACUUAAGUAAUACAGUCCUGAUAUUGAUAAACGAAAUUAUGUCAAUUAUUUCAAAACAUGCAAUAUGCAUUAUUAAACAUGGGAAUGGAAAACAAAGUAUGAUAUCUGAAAAAGAUAUCCAGGCUAUGGUUGAUUCCAUUUGUAUUGAUCUUUCACAUUCAAAUCUAUACCAUUCUCUUAAAGAAGAUAAAAAAGGCAUAAAUAACAUACCUGUUUCAAAAAUAGCAAGUUUUAUAAUAAAAGAAAUAUUUAAUCAUCAUCUUCAGUCAUUUUUAUCUGGAGACAAACGUCUCCUUUCAACUGCUAUUGAUCAGACUUAUAAACAGAAAGUAAUAAAUCCUAAACAAAGUGAAUUGUCUUUCAUUAUGAACUCAACUAUCUUUUUGGAGGAAGUGAUUUCUGAGCUUUUAUGCAAAAUCCUUUAUGCAUUCCCACAUAAUGUCUUGGCUGCUGACAACCAAGAUAAAGCAAAAGCCAAAACUACUGACAUUGUUACAACAUUAGUAGAAACGAUUAUUCUGGAGUUCACCACAUCAGAGAUUUUUCUUGCAAACAACAUUGAUGAAAAUCUCUGUCUUUCAGAAGACUAUAAAGACAUGGUUCAAAAUACAGUCGACCUCAUUUUUGAAAAAAUAUUAGAUGAAUAUAAAUCUGUGGUUCAAGUAUAUAGGGCUAUACAAUAUGACACUACAUGUUUUGGUAGGAAAAUAUAUCAUUUGCUAUUGGAAGAAAUUUAUGAUUAUCAGGUGCAGUCAUUAGUUUCAGGAGAAUUAGUGUGUUCUUCCUGUUCUUUCCCACAAGCAGAUAAUAUUAUCAGAAAAGUCCUGGAUAACAUCAUAAAGGAUAACCAUAACUUCCCAUCAUGUAUUACUGUGUUACCUCGUUCCCUUUUAGAAGACAUGGUCUAUAAGCUACUAGUACAUAUGUCUCCAUUAACUGAUGCUAAAAAUGAACUAAAAGAUCAAGAGUUGCCAUCAGAUUAUGAGUUUGUAGAUGCAGCUUCCAAAUUAACUGAUGAAAUUAUAAAAGAAAUUUCUGAGCAUGAGAUUCGACUUUCCACAGCAGAGGAGAAUGCAGAAAGUAUGCAAUUAGAAGUAAUUGAAAGUUUAGUUGAUUCUAUAUGUAAAAACAUUCUGAAAAAAUCUGAAUUUCAAGCUGAAGUGCAGAAAGAUGCACACAAUAUAGGGGGGUCAUUUCUAAGUAAAAUAGCUGGCUUAAUUAUGAAGGGAAUCAUGGAUCAUCAUUUGAAACCAUUCUUACGUGGUGAAGAAUCAUCUUCUAGUGACUCAUUUGAUUAUCACCGUGUUUCUGUACUUGCUCAGCCUGAUAAAGAAAAAACACAGUCUUCUCUCUACUCAGCUACAUUUUUGGAAGAUGUAAUUGUUGACCUUGCACGCAAAUUUUCUCUUCCAAGUGUUGCUAAAGAUUCUAAGAAAAAAGAAAUGCCCAAAGCAAACAUUGUAAGCAUGGCUGUUAAAUUUGCAAACUCUCUGAUAAAGGAAUUUAGUAAAAGUGAAAUUAAAGUUCUACCAAAUGCUGAAAAAAUAUUUUGUUUUCCACCAAUUGAUAAAGAGACGGUUAGUAAAAUAUCUGAUUUUGUGUAUGAUCAGUUUAUAGGAAAAUAUGACUCUGAUUAUAUGCAGAAAGAAGAUAAAAGUAACACUUUUAUAGAAAUCAUUUCUUCUUUAGCCCAGAAGGCAAUCUCUGCUUUCAAAAUCCAACCUCUUUUUUCAGGAGACUGGUCCUCCACCUUUUUUUCAUUUCUAAAUUCAGAUAACAUCACUAAGAGGGUUCAACAUCUACCACAAGAAUCGUCUACACAGAUAAACAGGUGCUUACAAGAAAACAAAUUUACUUUACUGGAAGAGUCACAUGAACACACUCCUCUAGCCUCAGACCAGAAAAAUACAGUGGACACUUUAGAACUAGAAAGAGAUGAAAUACAUAGAAAGAACAAUUUCAACAAUGAGGAGAAAUCAAUGAAAACUUUUAGCUAUCACGAUCCAACACUUAUCUCUAAAACUAGCUUUACGAAAAGCAGCAUUGUUAACCAGGCAUCAGGAUCAGCUGCAGUUUUGGCAAAUAAAUGGAGUGAUGAUAAAAAUAAAAUGGAAACUUCAAUUCAAAAAUAUAAUAAAAAUAUAUCAAAAGUUACUUCUCCAACUAACAUUUUGAAAAGUGAGGAAGCUCAGGAGCCAAAUUUGAUUGUACCACUUACAAAUAAUGGAAACAAGCUCAAAAGUCUGUUAACUCCAAAAGCUGAGGAGGGUCAAGGUGAUGAAAUAACUGGACACUUUUCAGUAGUUACCAGUGUCACAAAAUAUGAGAAGAGAGUAUCAAGAUCUGAUUUGGAAAUAAAUGAUGAAAAGAAGAGUGACAUAAAGAGAAUGAGAUCAUUACAAAAUGAUGACAAGCCCAUUGAAAUAUCUUCUUCGAUGUCUAAUACAAGAAAUAAGGAUACCACAACAGACAAAAUGUUGAAAGUUGUCACCUAUAAGCCAAGCAUUGAUGGGACAAGAGACUCUCCAACUCCAAUAGUUACAAAUGAGGAACAAUACAUAUAUCAUGAAUGUGUUCAAAAUGUCACUGAAAAUAUUUAUGACAAUAUUUUGGAAAUAUCUUUUCAGGAACAAGCAAGUGAUUCAAAAUUCCAAAGACCCCCAGAGGAUAAAGUGUUGCAUGUAAACCAAGAGGUUGGCAAGGAUUCUGUCCAUUCUCUUCCAAUAAAGGAUUUAUCAUCCUCAAUGAACAAAAAUGGCCCUGCCAAAGAUAAAGAAGAAAAGAAAGAGAAAGUUGAAGAGAGUAAAAGUGAAUCUGGUAAACCAGACAGUUCUCAGUACUCGACAGAAAAUAAAUCCAGAAUUUUUCCUGCUAAGUUUUUGGAAGAUGUUAUAACUGAAAUGAUCAACAAAUUGAUAUUUUCUUCCCCACAGGAAACACAAACAUGUGAUAGGUAUCAAAAUGUAACUGAUGAUGAAAAUCCAGCUGAACUCUACGACACAGCUAUGAAACUGAUUGACUCACUGUUAAAGGAGUUUUCAGAUGCUCAAAUUAAAGUAUUUAGGCCAGAUAAGGGAAAUGAAUGUUCCCCACCUGUAGAAAAACUCUCAGCAGUUCCUAAAGUACCUCCAAGGCAAAAAGAAUCGACUUCAGAUAAAGCAUCAUCCAACAUUAAGACGAUACCUGUGGAUAAAGUACAACCGAUGCAUAAAAUAACUAAAACAUCCUCUUCCAAUAAAGCACUUUUUCUAGAUAAAAUACCAGCACUUGAUAAAACAUUGGUUAAUAAAGUUGUUCACUCUUCCAUAUGCAAUAUUUUGAAGGAAUAUCAAUCCCCAAAUUCCAUUUGUAAGAACAUAAAUACUAAUCGGGAAAAUUUAGCAAGAAGGCUAACUAGUGCAGUGAUAAAUGAAAUUUUUCAACAUCAGCUUAACUUAAUAUUUGGUGAUGAGGUUCCGGUUUCAGCAUGUUUGCCUCUGCAGUCUAAGGAUGUUGUUAAAAAGAUCCAAAAGGUAGCCCAAACAGUCAACAAAGAAUGUCAAACAUCAUCACCCUAUACCAUAAUGUUGCCUCAUAAAUUUUUAGAUAAUGUGAUCUCUUUGCUUUUAUCUAACAUUUUCUUUACAGAAUCCAACACUGAAACAGUAGCAUGUGCAAACAGUUUGUUCACAGAAUUGGAUUUUCUUCAAAUGCAGUUAGUUAGCACAAUUAUGGCAGAGAUCUCCAAAGAUAAAGAUAUGGUUAUACAUUAUGUUGAAUCCUUACAUCCUAAUGAUUGUGAAAUUACUCAGUUAGUGGCUCAGUCUAUUUAUAAUAAUCUCUUGCCACAGUUUGGAUCUCAAGAAAUUAUACAAAACUGUGUAACCAGUGGAUGCAGAAUCCUUUCAGAAGCCAUAGUUGACUUAGUGCUACGAGAAGUGGCUGGCAAUCAAUUACAGAACUGUUUUUCUGGAGAAUUAAUGCCACAUCAGUGUGCAGAAGUUGAUAACGUUGUUGAAAAUAUCCUUAAAAAGGUCACCCAAAAUACUGACCUUCCCCAGACUCAAUUGUCACAUGCUCAUAAACUGUCUUAUAACAUCGUAGAAGAAAUUGCUGUACAAUUUUUAUCAAAGCUUUUAUCCAUGUUGCCAAAGGCAAAUAAGGGGAAAGCCAAAUCUCUAGAAACUGAAAUGCAGAAAGUAAUCUCAAAGAUCUUGAAUUCAUUCCAACAAUAUAUCUCUAAAAGUCAGAUUAAACUUGUACCUCCAACCAAGGAAUCACUCACUGUACAUUCAGUUGAUAAUACAAUUAUUGAAAAGAUAGUUAAUUCUGUUUAUACCAGUGUUUUAAAGCACUCUGGUUCAUACACUGCUAUAUUUAAAGAUUUAAUGGGUAAGAGUAAUGUCCUCUCUGAUAUAAUAGGUUUUUUAAUGGUGAAAGAAAUUUCUAAUUCAGAGUUUCAGCCUCAGGUGGAAGACCAAGUACCAAAUUCAGAAUUAGUUCUGGAAGCUGUCAAAAUUAUGGAAAAAGUAGUUAAGAUUCUUGAUGAAUUUAAGUCCCAGGAAAAAUCAUUAACUGGAAAAGGUUUUGUGUUAGAUACUAUAUUUUUAGAAGAAGCAUUGGCCUUGUUCUUGGCUAAGCUAGUAAGGACACCAAGUGCCUCAACAAAAGAAAAACUAAAGUUAUCAAAGCCUGAGUUAAAGAAAAUUGCAUCCCAACUGGCAAAAUCUGUAACAGCUGAAAUAUCUAAGAGUAACAUUAGUCUUGUGGUUGCUGAUCCUGAAGAACAUUUUUUAAAUCCAGAAAGUACAGAGAUUGUUUCUCAGGUUAUUGAUUCAGUGUAUAGUGACGUAUUGCAACAGUCUGGAACUCAUGAAGACCUUUAUUAUGAUAUAAAAGAUACAAACAAAGUCUUCCCUAAAGUGGUGGCUAAUUUAAUUAUUGAUAACAUUUCAAAUGUUUCCUUAAAUAAAAUCCACUCAGAUCAUUUUAAUUUUGAUUUCUCUGGAGAGCUAGACAUUGAUAGAAUUGUUCAGAAGGCACAAGAACAUGCUGUUAAAAUUGCCCCUGGUAUAGUAGAGAAUGAAGAGUCAGUUUUAGAUUCAAUUGAAGAGGAAUUUCCAGUUAAAAUAAUUCCGUACAUUGGACAUAAACCAAUGAGUAUAGACCCAGCCAUUAUUUCAGAACACUUAGCAGUAAUCUCUGUAAAAACUCAACCUAUUGAUAAACUUAAGAAGGAUUGUUUCAAAGAAACUGGGCAAAGCAUAGCAGAACUGAGAAAAGCAUCAAUAAGUGGGAGAGGUUACUCUUCAUCAGACACUACAAAUGGAGAAAGGAGAAAGAAAGAAAGACGUACCUCACUGAAUAAGACAGGAAGACUGGAUGUAAAACCCUUUGAGGCUGUUGGCAGAAAUUCAUUUCAGAAUAUAAGAAAGCCUGAUAUUACAAAGGUGGAGCUUUUAAAAGAUGUUCAGAACAAACAAGACCUUAUCAUUCGAUUAGUAGCACAUGAUAUUGAGCAAGAAUAUUCAGAAAGUAACAGAGAAAAUGAAGAUGAAGUCGUUUUACGAGAGGUUGCUGUACAAGGAGGAUUCAGCAAAGAAAAUAUUGAAGAUGACGUGAAAGAAUUCACGAAGCCAGUAGAAAGCAAAGUUGUUUCCCCCAAGCCAACAUUAAGCUCAAAUAGUCUGAAAAAAUUUUUGUCUAUAAGCAAGUGUUGUCAGCCCAUAAACAGUACAAAUAGCGGAAGUAUUGAAUCAAGUUCAAAUCAGAUAACAGAAUCUAAGGAGGAACAAGUUAAAAAAGCUGUUGCUGAGCUUGACAUGGCCACCUGCUCAUCACCUUGGACUGAAACAAAUUAUUUUUUGGAGAAAAAGCCACAGCAUAUUAAAGAAGAAAAGAAUAUGAUUAAUGAACCAACACAUUACUUCAUACACAGAAUUAUGAGUUCAUCUUCAUACAACCAAGAAGAUCUGAUUUCAUCUGCUGGUGAUGCUGAAGAUAGUUUCACAGAACCCAAUGCUAAAAUAUUAGAAGAAUAUUCUCAGGAACGAAUGCUAAAGAAUGCAAGCAGUGUUAAGUUUUUCACCAUCUAUGAAGGACAUCACAAUGCUCUUAGCAGUGAACAUUCCUCAACAGAAGUCAUUUCAGAACCUCCCAAGUCUAGCGCUUCCAAACAAGGAUCUAAAAUGCUGGCGAGGGUAUCUUCAGCUCUGUCAAAGGUGUUUUCCCGAACUAACACCAAUAUUUCCAAAUCUUCCUCACAACCUCAGAAGAAUGAGCCCUAA
This is a messenger RNA of Chrysochloris asiatica (Cape golden mole), 20664 nucleotides long. RefSeq names its product fibrous sheath interacting protein 2 (gene FSIP2). The record is from RefSeq and is a predicted model, not a curated record. The transcript has 23 exons. NCBI's taxonomy places the organism in Eukaryota, Metazoa, Chordata, Mammalia, Afrosoricida, Chrysochloridae. The coding region runs from base 1 to 20664 and encodes 6887 amino acids.